AUGUCCAGUACGGUUUCCACUAGCUCACCUGGAUCACCUUCCAAGAAUAAAACUUAUGUCAGCAAUGUGAUGUCAGCUUCCAAUGGCGAUGUCGCAGAUUGGGCAACGCAACUACCGUUGCAGCAACUGACCAUGACCUUGUACAUUCCUACUUCCAGUAUUGGAGCCAUUAUUGGAAGAGGAGGAAGCAAUAUUGCCAAUAUUCAAAAGAAAGCCCAGAAUCUAUGCUCCACAAAAUCGGCCUCGAAUGUUCGUGUGAGCAUUGUGGGGCACAAAUAUCAGAAUCAUCAGCAUGAGGAAUUGAAUACUAGCACAGAUGAAGAAAAUACUUUCUUUCCCCACGAAGACACCAUGCAACUCGGCAGUGACCCCAAUUUUGCUCUUUCGGGAGCGACAAGUUCUAUUGUUCCUUCCACCUAUACGGCUCUAGACUGGUCGAGUCCCGACUGGACUCCGGUGGUAGUCAAGGCUGAUGUUGCUGCUGUCUUGUUUAUUGGCAAACAGUUCGACAGUAUGACAACUCUACAAGAUACGAUUAUUGAUGUCCCCAUUUCAAGGCAGCGACAUGCUAGUAUCGUCGGAAAACGCGGUACCAUCUUGAUGGGACUAUCCGAUUCGACGCAAACAAGAAUCAUGGUGCCUCCUAAGGAUCUGAGGCAUGAUGUGAUUCAAUUGGAAGGACCUCUGGACAACUGCAUUCAGUGUUUGCAAGAACUCUCCAAGAUAGUAUAUCCCAACGUCAAUGGAAAUGGGGGUAGCAAGGGAUCAUCGGGAAGCAAAGACGACAGUCCUUCGGAAGCCAAGGCGCCACUCCCCUUUUCCGAAGUCAUUGUGAUGCAGCAACUGCCAUCGCAGACAAAACUGCGCAGUAUCGGCCGUAAGACGGAAACUUCCAUCAAGAAGAAAAAGAGCGGCGAUGAAUGGCAGGUCACCAUUAUGGGAAAGACGGAAGCUCAAGUUCAGUCGGCUGUCACGAUGCUCCAAAAAUGGCAGGAAAAUUCCAAGAACAACAGUGGUGGCAGCAAUAACAAUGGAAACUCUCAAAACGUGAAUGGAAGCCAAUCUGGAAAUGCUGGCCGAAGCAGUGGUGGUCGAGGACGGAGCGGAGGCCGCGGAAGGGGAAGAAAAGGAGGAGGACGUGGAGGGGGGUCGUUUCCACGCAAGAAUUCCGAGUAA
Cylindrotheca closterium is the source of this 1176-nucleotide messenger RNA. The record is from the annotation of a GenBank genome assembly. NCBI's taxonomy places the organism in Eukaryota, Bacillariophyta, Bacillariophyceae, Bacillariales, Bacillariaceae.